Messenger RNA from Megalobrama amblycephala (Wuchang bream), 6872 nucleotides. RefSeq names its product AMMECR nuclear protein 1 (gene ammecr1). NCBI's taxonomy places the organism in Eukaryota, Metazoa, Chordata, Actinopteri, Cypriniformes, Xenocyprididae. Bases 1064 to 2053 code for a protein of 329 amino acids. The transcript is spliced from 6 exons. The record is from RefSeq and is a predicted model, not a curated record.
AUCACUUUGGCUCGGUUCAGCCACUAGAACAUACGCUGUUCAGUCAGUCAGUCAGUCAGGCUGGAUGCUGGGUCACGAUGCUCUCUAUCCUUUCUCCAUCAGGCAGUGAAGACUCAAGCUAACGAUGACGAGACAGAAGGAUGAAUAAACGGAUUUAUGCGUUUCAGCGCAUAUCAAAUGCGGGAUGCCCGUGUCCCUCGGUAAAGGAACGGCGCCGUGAUCACGUACAAGUUCGUGAAUACGAAGAACGCGUAUUAUACGCAGGAAUCUGUCGUAAAAUACGUCCUGGGCUCUGUACUCCGGCGUGAAAGUAGAGAAUACGAGUCUGAGUGCUUCAGAUGAUCGCAUAGGAUAUUUUCUCAACGCGCAACCGAGCUUAUGUUAGCAGCCGCGCGCGGAACACUCGGAGAGUCCGGGGGAAUCCGGCGGAUUUCUGACGGAGGCCAUAUUAUUAUGCCGCUCGAAAAUGUACCCGAAUAAUCGGAUGACAGCACUCCGAUCCAUCGAAGGGAAACUUUCGAGCUCAGUUUACACGGUGGGCUUGCAAUAAAAGGCUGCUGGUGGUGUGGCUAGCAUGCAGCCGAAGCACAUCGACUGAACGCUGCGUCGCUCGCUUCUCGGGUCGGCUAAUGUUCAUGAGGCGUGUGUGGGUCCUGCGAUCUCAAGAGCCCCACUCCCUUAUAGGGAGACCUGAAUCCGAGCUUCUCUACGGGCCAUAGAUUUGCCUAGCCUGACUGUCAUUUCAUGUAUGGAUGGACGCGUGCAUGCUUUGACAGAAUCCUGCGUGCAUCGUUGCAGCUGGCACAGGAGGGGCAGAUAUACAUUGGAUCCGUUUAAUUUGUCUCCCUAAGAACACUACGUAAGGCUGCAGCGUACGCUAGGAAUAAUAUCGGGUGACAUUGCAGUCUCUCUCUCUCUCUCGGAGAGAUAUAACGUAAGCUCUUCUCGCUUAUUACGUCUGUCAAAGGAAGGGAAGGUGGAGCAUUGUCCGUCGUACGUGCUGACGCAGUGGGAUUUCUACGUGUGGUCUGCGUUUCGACCCGCCCUUCCCGCGGAGACGGUGAUGGGUCGGAAGCGGUGUGUCGGUGCAGAUUGUUCGAAGAUGGCGGCCGGGUGCUGCGGGGUGAAGAAGCAGAAGUUGUCGGGAUCCCCCGGGGCGGGGGGUCCCGGCGGGGCGGGGAGCGGGGUAGCCGGGACAGGACAUUGUGGAUCGGAAUUGGGGAUCGGGUCGUCGUCGACUGUCGUGGCCGGGAACGUGAAUCGGGUGAACGGCCUGGGGGGUCCUGGGGGUAGUAGUAGCAGCAGCAGCAGCAGCAGCGGCAGCAGCAACACCAAUGCUCUGUCCCCAACUCCAGGAGGCUACAACUCGACUGGCCUCUCCCCGACUCUCAGUCCGGGACCUGGCUCGGGAGGCAGGAAAAUGGUCGUUUCGGCGGAGAUGUGUUGCUUUUGCUUCGACGUGCUUUAUUGCCAUCUAUACGGAUACCAGCCUCCUCGAACACCCAGGUUUACAAACGACCCCUACCCACUGUUUGUCACUUGGAAAAUCGGCCGGGACAAGCGGUUAAGGGGUUGUAUAGGUACAUUUUCUGCCAUGAACCUGCACUCAGGACUCAGGGAGUACACCCUUACUAGUGCCCUUAAAGACAGUCGCUUUCCCCCCAUGACGAGGGACGAGCUGCCGCGCCUCUUCUGCUCAGUGUCUCUGCUCACCAACUUUGAGGAUGUUGGUGAUUACUUAGACUGGGAGGUGGGUGUUCACGGCAUUAGGAUAGAAUUUUUUAAUGAAAAAGGAUCAAAGCGCACCGCCACCUACCUGCCAGAGGUUGCGAAGGAGCAAGGAUGGGACCACAUUCAGACCAUAGAUUCCUUACUUCGAAAGGGAGGUUACAAAGCUCCCAUCACAAAUGACUUCAGGAAGACUAUUAAAUUGACCAGGUACCGUAGUGAAAAGAUGACAAUGAGCUACGCAGAAUACAUCGCCCACCGCCAGCAUCAUCACUACCAGAAUGGCAUCGGGCACCCUCUCCCUCCAUACAACCAUUAUUCCUGACAGCGAGCCGCAUGACCAGUCACUGGACCUCUCUGCGGACAUCUUCCCAGGAGAGCCCGCCUCCUCGUGGUCUAGCUAUCUGUACUACUGUACCAUUUUAUGAUGAUAGUUUCCGUUGCCAUGUCGACAGUCAGAUGGAGGCAUGGCAGCGGGUGCAAAUAAGCAUUAGGUGAUUAUAAAGCGAAAAAAUUCAUUUUGUCAUUUUUAUUAUUUGUAUUAAUUUAGUUUUUGCAGCAUAUAUAUAUAUAUAUCGACCCCUUCCUUUUUUUUUUUAAGCAAAUAAACAAGUACUACGUUUUUUUGUCAUUUCAACAAAUUUCCUAAUCAGGUUUCUAAGUCUGUGGAUGGAAAUAAGUCAUAUUAAAUGAUGGGCUAGUUUUGAAGAUAGUAAACUUUUAUCUAUGCUUUGUGACUUGCGUAAUUUUUUUCCCCCUUUUAUUGUUUCUUAUUAGUUUGACUUUUUAUCAUGUAGGCAACCACAGGGUUUAAGGGAUGUUCUUUCCUCUCUGUGUAAUUCCUCUGAUUAUUUUCCUUUUAUGAGGGGUGAUUUUUCUGUUUUCCUUUCUUUUUUUGUAAAUGUUGUGGGUUGUAGGGUGAGGCGGAGUUAGGCAAUGAAGAACUAGUUAAGUCUUGUUUGUUUUUUAAUGUUGACUCAAACUCGUCAGAUAAUUGAAACCACUAUAAUAAAUUUGCUGUUGGGGAUACCAGAAUAUUUGCCAUAAUGCAAAGGCCCGUUGCUCUUAGCAUUAUUGGUGUUGAUUUGAAUUGAAUUUACUUAAACAGUCAGUUAACCCUUUUUUGUGUAGAUUUGCUACACUUUGUGUUUAAAAAAAAGAAAGAAAAAAAAAAAGCAUAUUAAUCUGCUAGUAAUUAACAUGAUUUCUCAUGUUGACGUGUUGUAUUAGUGUUUGUUAGUGUUGUUCGUGAGAUCGCAAGUAGAAGUCUGUGUUCAGAAUAAGGGAGUAAACGAAUGAAGAGUUUUAUAGUAGGAGAUUAAAGUUAGUUAAAGGGACAGUUCACCGCAAAAUGAACAUUCUGUCAUCAUUUAUUCACCCUCGAGUUGAUCCAAACCUGUAUGGAUUUCUUUAAGAAGAUAUUUUUAGGAAUAUGGGUAACCAAACAGGCCUAGGGCCCCAUUGACUUCAAUAGUAUGGGGAAAAAAAGAAAUACUAUGGAAGUAAAUGGAGCCCAUCAACUGGAUGGAGCCAAUCUUUUGUGUUCGACAGAAGAAAGAAACUCAUACAGGUUUGGAACAACUUGAGGGUGAAUAAAUGAUGACAGAAUGUUCAUUUUGAGGUGAACUGUCCCUUUAAGGUCAUUUCGGUUCAUAACUGACCUCAUGGCCAGAAAGCUGUCUGAAUUUGUCUGUUUUGUUUUGCUCCUAUUUUGUCACACAGAGAGGAAAACCUUUUGAGAGACCAAGGUCAAAUGACAGGGACAAGCUAAAAAAAGCCAUACUUUUUUCUUCUUCUUCUUUUUUUUUUUUUAUGCAGUCUGUGGCAGGGUGGUUGCUCUAAAUGGCUAUUUUUUUAAUUCAUUUUUCUCCUGGCACGGCUAAUUUUUUUUUUUUAAUGAUCUGGUCUUGUGUAUAAAUGUUAAUUUCUGUCUGGCAUGGCAGCAAUGUUUACAUCUCCGUACAAAUGCCACUAUAUUUCCAGUUGCUGUAUUUGAGAAGAUCAUUGACAGAUGCUAGUGUGGCUUUUUAACCCCCUCGACAUCAUGCGGUGAAGUUUGUUUGAAUAGUGUUGUCAGGAAGUUAAUUUUAAAAACAAUGGUUAUAUCUGUCUCCAUUUUCUCUGACGAUUUGUACUAUGUCAGGUCCAUUCUGAAAAGACCACGUCUCGGUGUCUCAUUUUUUUUUUUUUUUUUAAACCGCGUGUCGUCUUAUCUGUAGAUGCAGUGAAUUAGCUUUGGAGUUUCAGUUUUUUGACUGACUCUGAAAGGAAAAAUGGGAGAGGUUCUUUUGAAAACCAGAAAACUAUUUCCUGUCAUUUGUUUUCAUAUGCAAAAUGUUAAGGGCUUUUGGGGUUCCAUCCACAGUCAUUAUCAAGUUCACUAGAACCUAAAAAAACAAACAAAAAAACAACCUGAUUUCAGUUGUGUUGCCUUAAAAAUGGUUAUAACAUGGACCAGCAAAUGUUGCCCAGAGUGCUCAACUAACAGAUUAUUUUGGCCGGCAUCACGACGUGACGGUUUUGACCAGCAACUUCAGCCAUUGUGCGCGAAGUUUUUGAGCAAAGAUGUCUGUUUGCCAAACGUCAAGUGUUAAUCAUGUUGUUUUUUUAAUAUUGAGGCCCUCCACUGCCCAGUUGUGACCCUUUUUGUUUUUUAAAUAAUAAUUUGCUUCUCUAAAUCCAACCAAUAGUGUGACACGUUUGUGGUGUCGCAGUCUUUUAAUAACCCUUUAAAUAUCUGCCUCAGUUUUGAACCCAGUUAUUGUUUCAUAGUUGGACAAUCAGGGCCUCAUUUUUGGUCCAUUAAAACAGCACAAACUGAACCUUUUUUCAUUUAUUUAUUUUUUUUGCUGCAAAACCAAGUCUUUGCAUUUAAGAAAAUUUGAUGUAUACAAAUUUGCAAUACAUUCGUUGCAUGAAUAGGAGGCCUCCUGUUAAACAUGGCAUGCUUGUUUCACUGCUAUAUAGAUAUGAGAAAACAGACUAUAUAAAAUGGUGCUAUUGGACCUCAUGUUGGGGGUGGUCGCAGUAAAUGUGACUGGUCAUGCGGACUCAUUGAUCAUAUCAGACUUUUUAUUAUCCUCAAUAUAUGCAGAUCUGUUUUACAGGUGUUUUUUUCCUAUCAGUGUAACAAAAUCUCCUGCAGGUUUGAAAGGACAAGUAGUGACGAGUCUAACCCCAUCUUUCCCUCAUGGCCUGGGGGACACGGGCAUAUGCUUAUAUCAUCUGUUAUAGAUGUGCACAUUUACGCAAUACACAAUUACCCUGGAGUUUCACUCUUUGUAUCCGUUGUUGAAUGCUGUCUGUCCGCAUUCAUUUACAUUGCCAUUUUGAACUACGGCUGGCUUAACCAGCCGAACGCUGUUGCCGAAAUAUGGCCAAAGCGAUAAUGAUGUUCAAUGUGCUGAGUUUACUUUACUAACAAUGUUUGUUCAAAUAUCCUUGGUUUUUUUUUUUUUUGCAAUUGAUGCUGUGAUGAAAGACAUUUGUUGGUUUCUUUCAUAGUGCUACAUGUAUGUGUCUAUACAUUAAGUUGCAAGGUUUUUCAAAAAUUAGCUUUUGUGAUUCCUAGUGUAGUUUGAACAUGCACUUUGGGGACAUUAACUUCAGCAAUCCCCGGCACAUUUGAACACUGUAGAAACUCUCAGCACCUGUCCUACAGUUACAUUGCUCAAAGAUGAGUCAAAAGUUGUGGCCCUUUUUUUAUUUUCUCAUUACACUGUCCUUCAUUUUCUGUAACUUUUAACACAACUGGGACUAGUGCUUGGUAAGUAUAGCUAAUGCUCAUUUUAGGCAUAAAUGUUGGGUUGUCACACCUACAUACGAGCUUCACAUUUACUGUUAAAACCAUAGUCAUUUGGAAGUUAGGCUCAUGUUACCUUUGUGUGUUCAACCGAACCAAAGAUGCCUCCAGCCAUGUCCAAAUGCUGCUCUACAGACCUGCCUUCCUGUCCUUCCAAAAACCUUCCCUGCAAGAGAAAUGUCUUUUUGUUUUUGUGUAUUUACUUUUUUUUUUUUUUUUCUUUUGUACAAUUUCUAAUAUUGUUUUAGGUUUUUAGCUACCUAAGUUCAAUGAAUUUUCAUUGUAGCUGUUUCUGAAACCUUGCACGGUGUCUAUGACCGUAAUACUAGGUUGCACUUUUUUUUUUAUUUUGUUUUCAUCAUUGUUAUUAUUAUCUAUUUUUGUAAAGAAAGAAAACCCCAUAGCGUGCCUCUUAGAUUUAUGGGUUUCUUAAUGUUUUUUGUUUUUUUUUCCUAAGACCAGCAGUUAUACUUUAUACAAAAGAUGAGCUAAUCCUUAUUUUUAAAUGCCAUUUAAGGAGAAAAAAAAAAAAGCCUUUUUUCCUUUACUCUGGACCCAGUAGCUGCACUGGCAUACAAUCGCACUGAUAGAUAUAGGGGGGAAAAAACUAUAAAUAAUAAUAAUAAUAAUGAUGAUGAUGAUAAAAAAUAAAUGUAAGAACUAUAAUAAACUUGUUUAAAAACUUUUUUGUAAAAAAAAAAGUUAAAAAAGUAAACAUAAUGACUGUUUUUGUACAUCAAGUUAAUUCUUUUCAAAAAAAAAAAUAUUUUGGACCUAGUUUCUAAUUAUUAUUUUAGUGGUUUUCUAUGUUCUGGAACUUUGAGAAGAUGAGUUUUGAAUGUGCCCUUCGAUGAUUGACAUCUUGCAGUGUUGUCAUUGCGGGCACUGGGGUUGCCUGGUGUAGCCCCCUAUGCCCACCACUUUGUUUUAUUUCUGUUUUGAGUUUGGAUUCUCUCUUGCUUUAGGAACUUAAAAUUGCUGAAGUAACGACUUGGUGAAAAAAAAGAAAAAAGAAAAAAAAAAGAAACAAAGAAAAACAACUCCCCUGUAGAACUAGAUCCUUUACCCCAUUGAAUUGCUGUUAGAGUGAUGAGACUUGAAAUGGGCAUUUAUUAUGAAUAUGAUAGUAUGGCUCCAAAAAAAAGACAAAAAUUACAAAAUCUACAAAAAAAAAACAACAAAACAAAAUGUGUUGGGUUGGGGGGUGGGGGUUGGGGGGUGGCAAAUAGAUGGGUUAGAUGUGGGUAUGUGAGCUAUGGCUGUGGCAAUGAUAAUGUAGUUUUAAAACAUUAUUGUUAUUACCUUUUAAAUCAUUUAUCCAAUAAAAAAUCUGAAAGAACAA